Molecule: messenger RNA, 2491 nt
Organism: Schistosoma turkestanicum
Lineage: Eukaryota; Metazoa; Platyhelminthes; Trematoda; Strigeidida; Schistosomatidae
Source: the annotation of a GenBank genome assembly
GAACUGUAAUUUGUGCGUCCGAGUGCCUUGAAUAGCAUCGAAUGAACAUUACCAAAUAAUCGCAACCGUACCGGACGAGCGAGAAGCCAGUGCAGAGACAUUGAUCCAUUCAUACUACCUCUUUAAAAAAUGUUAGAUAAGUCAAACUUUGUUUAUCUGUUUCGAAUAAAUGAACACUUAGCACUUGUUACUUUUUUGGUUUUCUUUUGGUGUUGUGCAUUGACUAUGAAAAAAUUCUUUUUCUAGAAGAAUAAAAAGGUUUUUAAGAUUAUCACUGUAAUUUAGCAACGUAAAUAAUUGUGAUAAUAAAUAAUCUGUGGUUUGAUACAUUUUUUAUGAGAUAAUACCGUUGAUUAAUAAAUUUUUCCAUCAUAACUUAUUAGAUAAUGUCAUUUGAACCUAUAAGGUGGAAACGACAUAGUGAUAUCAAGAAACGAUAGUUGGUUCGGACCUUAUUAUUUCGUUAAAAGUAUGUAGCAAUCUUUUAUUUCUGAAUGGUAGUCCAUGUAUCGUAAUUUAUCUAAAGAAAUGAAUUGAAGUGAGAUAAAAUGAUUUCGCUAGAAAGCUAGCAAAUCAAUCUCAUGUGGUAUAUUUUCUCCGGGAUAUCUAGGUAAUCGAAGCAUUUUAAAAUAUGAAUUCGAUGACCUGGUAAUCGUAUAACUAUAAUUUUUCAAGUGCUUAUAAAAAUACUGAAUAAAUAAAGUUGUAUUUUAUGUGGAUAUGUUCAUUUAGAAGCUAAUUUUAUCAGUAGCAUUUGUAGAUAUUGUCUUAUACCACACAGAUCGCCUACUAAGCCAAUUUAGGGUCGGCUUCAGUUUUCUAUUUCUUUUGAAACUAUACUUAUUUUCACUUGUUGAGUGUUACUUCAAGCACAGUUUUAUUUUUUUACAUAUAGCUUUAGUAAUUCUGCACAGAUUACUUUGUAUAUACAUUUUAGAUGUCUUUAUACCCUUCCCUCGAAGAGUUAAAAGUAAGAACAUUGAUUGAGAGUCAAGGAAAUGUACCGGAAACCAUACCGUCUAAUUGUCAAGGACCAACAUUACAAUUUAAUUCCACCGUUAAUGGAGGUAAUGGUUUCGAAGUGAGUAUGUCUUACGGCGGUUGUAACCCGCCUGCCAUUGGUGGAUCUGCGAUAACCGGAAUCUGUUCCCGACCUACUUCAGAUUGUGCAAAUCCCACAAUGUCGGUUACUCCUUAUACACCAAGCGGAGCACUUUGUUUACCUCUUCCAGCACCUUUUGAUUGCGUAGAUAUAAAACCAGGAGUUAGAUUUGUCACUCUUUGUAAAAAUGAAUUCGGUAAAGUGGGAAUUCAGCUUAGAGAAAUACAAAAAGGUAUAUUUGUUUCAUUCGUGGAGGGAUUUUCACCAGCUGCACUUGGUGGUGUGCGUUUUGGAGAUCAAGUCUUGGAAAUCAACGAUAUUUUGGUUACAGGAUGUUCAGGGCAUAGAUCAAUGGAAAUAUUGAAAAGUUCAUCUCCCAAUAAUAUAAGAAUUGCAUUACGUGAUCGACCAUUUGAACGUGUGAUUACUGUUCAUAAAGAUAGUUUAGGCGCUGUUGGUAUACAAGUUCGUAAUGGUUUAAUUAAAGCAAUUGUUAAAGAUUCAAGUGCUGCACGUAAUGGUGUAUUAGUUCGUCAUCAAAUAAUUGAAAUUAAUGGACAAAAUGUUGUUGGUUUAAAAGAUAGAGAUUUAUUACAACUUAUGGAAGAAUCAAAAACUCCAAUGAAAGUUACUAUUAUACCAAAAACAUUUUAUGAUAAAUUAACUAAGAGUCUACCUUCUGGACAAAUGCGAUUACAAAUGGAUCGAUCAUUACCGUUUGUUUAAAUUUAAAAACAAAUUAUUAUUAGAUAAUAAUUAAUAUAUAAAAGCAAAAUUAUGCAAUAACACCAUGUUGUUCAUUCUGGAGAGCUUUUCUCUCAUUUUUACCUUUGACUCAUCAAUAAUUAAUUGCAGCAGUUCAUUUUUAAUUUGAAAAAAGAUUUUUUUUUGUGUGUCUGUUUAACUUGUUUUUGUUUGAAUUUGUUCAAUUCAAAUUGAACAUUAUUUAAAUUGAAACGAUACAUUUUGAAAUUAAUUGUGAAUGACACUAAUGAUGAUGAUGAUAGGAAUAACAGCGAUAACUGAUUAUCGAUUCCAUUGAAUAGUAAACAGUAACUGAACACUAAUAUAUAAAAGUAUGAUUAUUAUUAUUAUUAUUAUUACUGUUAUUAUGACUAUUAUUUCUUUCCAUUAUCAUCAUUAUCUUUCAGAUAAUAUGUAAUCACAGUAAGACAAAAGUUAUUGUUCACCAUUUUUAUUUUUCUUUCAACUUUUCUGUUGUUUGUUUGUUUUGUUUUGUCGGUUUUUUUAAAAACUUUUUCAAUGUUCAUCAAUUCAGCACAAUUGAUCAUUGAAUGUUAUGUGAUUUCAUUGUUUUGAUUCUUUUAUUUUCUUUAUAUAAACUCUGAUAUCGUUUAUUCAUCAAGAAAAAAAAAAGAUUGUUUAUUG